Limulus polyphemus (Atlantic horseshoe crab) is the source of this 1589-nucleotide messenger RNA. RefSeq names its product zinc finger protein 236-like. Bases 9 to 1289 code for a protein of 426 amino acids. The record is from RefSeq and is a predicted model, not a curated record. Gene Ontology annotation, biological process: regulation of transcription by RNA polymerase II. Gene Ontology annotation, cellular component: nucleus. The transcript has 4 exons. NCBI's taxonomy places the organism in Eukaryota, Metazoa, Arthropoda, Merostomata, Xiphosura, Limulidae. Gene Ontology annotation, molecular function: DNA-binding transcription factor activity, RNA polymerase II-specific; RNA polymerase II cis-regulatory region sequence-specific DNA binding.
CCUCAUGUAUGUUUUUCAGGCCACCAGUGCCUUGUCCAUGGGAAGGAUGUACUAGAAAGUUGUCUUCUAAAGUAGGAUUAUACAAUCACCUGAGAAUGCAUCGUGGAGAAGCUGAUUUUAAAUGUUCACAUUGUGGUAAAGGUUUCUUCAAAAGAAGUAUGCUUAAAAGCCACAUGAAGAUCCACCAGCAUUCAGUGAGGAACACCACGUUAAUACCAACUCCUAUCAACAACCAUCAAGAAACAUGGGCAGAGAUCCAGAUGGAGAACCUUCACAUUGAUCAGAGUCAGGAACAACAAGUGGUCACUGGAGUGGAGAUGAUCCAAUUGAUUUGUGCUAGUUGCUUGAAUGGCUUUGACUCUGAAGAAAACUUUGCUAAGCAUAUAUGUACUGGACAAGAGAAUUCUGAUAGUAGUGUGGCUGCUGAGGCGAUUCUUGGUAACGGAGAACAGCAACAUGUGAUCAUUCAGACAGCUGAAGACCAGGAGACCAUAAAUAUAAAUCAGGAAGAUCUGGCAGCCAGUUUAAUAGGAGAGGUCAGCCAGGAAGAAGUGGCCGAUGACCAAGUUGAAGUACCUCAGGCCAUGGACACUUUGUCUCAUGAAGGACACUUUGAAUUACAAGCAGUUGGAGAAAAUGGUGAGACCCAGAAUGUGUCUGUAGAGAAUAAUCUUGGACUUCUUAUGUCCAUGAUGCAGGCAAACACUGGCCAAGUCACAUCUGUAGAGCUACCUUCUGGACACGGUGAUAUAUCUAGCUUAGUAGUCAGUAGUGCCUCUCAGCUGAACUUCACCAGCAAUGAUACCACUGUUGUCACUGCUGGUGACAUGAAUCUAGCUUCACCUAUAGUUAGUUCGCUAUCUUCAUCUAAUGUCCAGCAUGUUGCUGUGGCUGACCAAGAGUCAAUAGUGAUGAUGGUAUCUGGAGAUGAUGAGGACAACCAGCAACACAUUCCGAUGGAACUAUCUGGAGAUCAACCAUUCACAAGUGCAGCUGUGGUUAAUGUCCCCACUUCAGAUGGUGGGUCGAGGGUGCUAUUAAUUCCAAUCAGUUCAACAGAUGGUCAGAAUACUGUUCUUACUCUCCCUCAUGGAAUCACGCUAGAUUCAGACUGUGGAGAUGUCAACAUGACAGUUACCAUGGGGGCUCCUAGCAGUGACAGUGAACAGGCUUACUUAACCUUGCCAGUAAGUGAUGUUGAUGGACUGUUAGAGGCAACAUCAGACUCCACGUCACAGGAGAGUGAGGUGAUUCCUCCUCCAGAUGAUAGUGGUGACCUUUCAAACUGAGUUUCUGUACAACUUAACCUAGUUGACUGUUGUUUUUUUAUAUCUGUUUUUACCCACCAACAAUUGAAGGUAGUCCUACAAGAAAAGAACUCUCUCAUUUUCAUAGCUUCAGAAUGCAUUUGUAUGUCUUUUUGUUAUUUGCUACAACAAAUGCAUCAUUUUGUACAGGCUAGUUUCUUGACAUAAAAUCAUCAAGCAAAGUUUGGGGCAUUUUCUCAUUUGUUCUUUAUUGUAAUGCGACCUUAUGAAGCCAUACUUGUAAAUGUAUCAUACGUGAAUAAAAAACAUCUUAUGGUAUUA